Molecule: messenger RNA, 1167 nt
Organism: Photinus pyralis (common eastern firefly)
Lineage: Eukaryota; Metazoa; Arthropoda; Insecta; Coleoptera; Lampyridae
Product: Y+L amino acid transporter 2-like
Biological process (GO): amino acid transmembrane transport
Cellular component (GO): membrane
Molecular function (GO): L-amino acid transmembrane transporter activity
Source: RefSeq, a predicted model, not a curated record
GUGUCCUCACAUUUGUCAACUGUUACGAUGUGAAAUGGGCGACGAGAGUGCAAGACGUAUUCACAUACGCCAAACUGCUAGCCCUAUUCGUAAUAAUCGCAGCCGGAGGAUACCAGCUUUGCAAUGGACAUACGGAGCACUUUACAUUCAUCAACACAAAGACCGAGGUUACUUCCCUGGCUUUAUCAUUCUAUUCCGGCCUGUUCGCCUACAAUGGCUGGAAUUACCUAAAUUUCAUAAUAGAAGAACUAAAGGAUCCAGUGAGAAAUCUUCCUCUAGCGAUUGCAAUAUCGUGCACGUUGGUCACAAUCGUGUACGUGCUCACUAACGUUGCCUUUUAUACGACGUUGUCGCCAGCGGAAGUCUUAGGAUCGGAGGCGGUAGCGGUUUCGUUCGCCAACAAGCUGUUUGGCCCAUUCGCACUCUCCAUCCCAAUCUUCGUUGCGUUGUCAACCUUUGGGGCGGUUAAUGGAAUUUUGCUCACCUCCUCGAGAUUGUUCUACGCCGGCGCCUGUCACGGCCAAAUGCCCGAAAUCCUGACGAUGAUCCAAGCGAAACGGCUGACGCCGACGCCCGCAGUUUUGGCGAUGGCGUUGCUGUCGAUGCUAUACCUAACCGUUUCGGAUAUCUUCGCCCUGAUUAACUACGUCGGAUUCGCUACCUGGUUGAGCAUCGGAGUGUCGGUCCUGUGCCUGCCGUGGCUCAGAUGGAAAGCGCCAAAUUUAGAAAGGCCGAUCAAAGUGAACUUAAUCUGGCCGAUCAUUUACCUGCUCGCGACGAUAUUCGUGACCGCCGUGCCGAUGAUCGCUAGUCCCGUCGAGACCGGCAUCGGUCUCCUUAUGAUCUUGACGUCGGUUCCCGUGUACGUCGCGUUAAUAAUGUGGAAGAACAAGCCGUGGUGGUACCAGAAGAUCAUAUCCAAGAUCACGGUAGCCUUACAGAUGAUAUUCGUCGUCGUUGGAAAAUCGAAAGCUGCCGAGUUGUGAAGAUACUCGGUUAUUGUAAAACGAUGUUACUUACGUAAGGUUGGACACUUCUAAUGCAACGAAAUUAGAACUAUCCACCCUUACAGUCAUUAAAGUUUAAGCCCACAAUGUGACAAUAAAAAUGUGUUGCUGCGCACGUAAGGUAUCGCCUACAAUAAAGAUGUAAAUGUCUUUCAAUUCA